Molecule: messenger RNA, 3762 nt
Organism: Aureococcus anophagefferens
Lineage: Eukaryota; Pelagophyceae; Pelagomonadales; Pelagomonadaceae
Exons: 3
Coding region: 1-3762 (1253 amino acids)
Biological process (GO): centriole-centriole cohesion; ciliary basal body organization; centriole replication
Cellular component (GO): ciliary basal body; centriole; centrosome
Source: RefSeq, a predicted model, not a curated record
AUGGGUCUCGUCGGCGUGCUCGACCUGCCGGCGCACGACGUCGUCGCGCACGCCGUGCGGUUCGUCGAGCUCGAGGCCGAGGAGCCCGACGGGUCCUUCCUCGCGCGCGCGGCGAAGCUGCUGCUCGUCGUCGUCGAGCGCCACGGCGCGGGCGCCGCGGCGGCGCGCGACUGCGACGGCGUCGCGCGCCUCGGCGCGUUCGCCGCGGGCGCAGCGCUGCCCUGCCCCGGCGUCGACGCCGUGCUGCGGGCCGUGCUCGCGACGCCGCCGGAGGCCGGCUACUACGGCGACGCGGCCGCCGCGGACGCGGCCGUCGACGUCGUCGCGGCCGUCGUCGACGACGUCGUCGAGGACGUCGUCGAGGACGAACGGGACCCCCAAGAAGAACAACAAGAGAUCGUCGUCACGGCGGCGAGCCAGCUCGAGCACGGCUGGCGCCCCAUCGCGUCCGUGCUCUGCCGGAGCGACGAGCGGCGGCUGCUCGAGGCCGAGGGCGAGCUCCGGCGGCUCGCGGACGCCGUCGGCGGCCGCCGCGGCGACGCCGCGGCCGUCGCGGCGGCGCGCGAGGCCGCGGGGCGGCUGCGCGCCCAGUGCGUCGCGGAGCUGCCCGGCGCGACGUGGCUGAGCCGGCCCCGGUGCCUCCACGCGCUCGUCGCGACGGCGUCGGCGCCCGCGGCCGCGGGCGCCGCCGCGGAGUCGCUCGAGGACCUGCGCCGCGAGUGCCUCGAGACGCUGUUGGCCAUCUUCGACACGCUCGCGGCCUACGACGUGCCCCUCGCCGUCGAGCCCGCCGCGAGCUGCGCGAGCCCCGCGGGCGCGGCGCCGCGGUCGCCCGAGGAGGCGGCUUUGCUCGGCAUGACCGCGCCCGCGGCGCUCGUGAAAUGCGACGCGGCGUUCGCCGGCGAGGGCCAGUUCAUCCUCGAGGACGGCGCGCCGGCCGUCGCGCUCGCGGCCGACGUCCGCGCGCGCGACGCGCGGCGCCGGGCCGCGCUCCUCGGCGACCCGGGCGCGGAAAUCCGCCGCUGGCUCCUGCGCCGCGGCUGCUUCGACGGCGACGCGCGGACGCGCGGCGCGUGCCGCGCGCUCGUCGCGGACCUCCGCGACCUCGCGCCGCUCGACGCGUUCGACGAGGCCGACGCGCCCUUCCUCGAGAAGGUCGCGGGGCGGCCCCGGAGCCUCCGGGGCGCCGCGCGCCACCUCUUCGCCGCGGACGCCGCGGCGCGGCGCGACGCCGCGCGGCUCCUCGUCGAGCGGCACCUCGGCGCGGCCUACUCGUCCGCGCGGGGCGACGCCGCGGCAGCCCACGUCGCCCGCGAGCUCGAGCUCCGGGGCGCCGCCGGCGACGGCGGCGGCCCGCCGGGCCCGCCGGGCCCGCCCGUCGGCGCGCUCUGCCGCGCCUACGCGGCCGCGGCCGCGGGCGGCGGCGCCGCGCCGCUCGCCGUCGCCGCGCGCGAGCUCCGCGACGCGGCUUUGGCCGACGCGGGCGGCCCGCCGUGCGCGGAUGUGGUCGCGGCGCGCGCCGCGGCGCUCGGGGACCUCGCCGCGGGCGGCGCGCGGGGCGCCGCCGCGGCGCGCGUCGCCUGCGCGCUCGCCUGGCGCGGCGCCGGCGGCGACGACGUGUUGCUGCGCCGCGUGCUCUCCGCGCUGCUCGUCGACGGCGCGCGCGACGACGACGGCGGCGACUGGGACGACGCGGGCGCCGCGAGCUGCCUCCUCGCGGCCGCGGCGGCGCUCGCGUUCCCGGGCGCGCCCGCCCGGGGCCGCCGCGGCGCGGCCUCUAGGCCCCUCGACGCGCGGCUCGCCGAGGGCCUCGCGCCCGUCGGCCGCGCGUGCUCGCCGCGGCUCCGCUGGGUCGUCGCGGCGCCCGACGCGGCGCCCGCCGCGGCGCCGCCCGCGGCCGCGGCCGCGGCCGCGGCGGCCGUCGCCGCGGCCGCGGGCGCGGCGCCGCGGCCGGGCCUCGCGGCGCGCGUCGCCGCCGUCGCGGCGGCGUCGAGCCGGCGCGCGUUCGACGGCGCCGUCGACGGCCUCGCGCUCUGGCUCGCGUGCCGCCCGGGCGACGACGUCGCGCGCGAGGCCUGGGCCGACGCCUUCCGGCGGCCCCUCGCGGCGCCGCCGCGCGGCGCCAAGGAGCGGCGGAGCCUCCGGCGCUGCCUCGGCGCGCUCGCGAACAUCGCCGCGGCGCUGCCCGCGGGCGACGGCCGCUGGCGCGAGCUCCUCGACGCCGCGGCGCGCGUCGCGCUCCCCGCGGCGCUCGCCGGCGGGCCCGCCGCCGACGGCCUCUUCGGCGCGGGCUGCGGCCUCGCGUCCGCGCUCCUCGCCGGCGCCGAGGCGCCGCGCGCCGCGCGCGCGCUCGGCCGCCGCGACGUCCUCGAGCGCCUCGUGGCCGCGGGACCCGCGCGGGACCGGCCCGGCGACGGCGCCGCGGCGCUCGGCGCGCUCGCCGAAAUCCUCGCGGCGGCGCCCGGCGCGGCGGCGACCGCCGCGGAGCUCGGCCUCGGCGCGGCCCUCGCCGCGCGCCUCGCGCCCGGCGGCGCGCCGGACGCGUUCUUCGGCCGCCGCGAGCGCGCCGCGGCCCUCGGCGCGCUCGCGGCGUUCGCCGAGGCCGGGGGCGCGCCGGGCGACGACGCGGCGCUCUACCGCGCGCUCGGCCGGCUGCUCUGCGACCGCGACGCGGCCGUCCGCGCGGCGGCCUACGGCUGCGUCGGCGCGUGCUGCCGGUUCCCGGGCUUCCGGCGCGCGGUUUUGGCCGGCGCGGGCGACCCGCUCGACGCCGUGGACCUCGCCGCGCGCGUCGCCGCGGACGCGCGCGAGGCGCCGGCCGUCCGCAACGCGGCGUGCGGCUGCCUCGCGCGGCUCGUCGGCGCGGCGCAUCCGCCGCCGGGCCGCGUCGUCGCCGCGGCGGACGUCGCGCUCCGGUGCCUCGACGACGGCGCCGCGGACCCGCGCGCGGGCGCCGCGGACCUCGCGCUCGCGCUCGCGGCCGCGGACGCGGGCGGCGCGCUCGCCGCGCCGAUCGCCGUCGCCGCGGCGCGCGUCGCGGGCCUCGUCGACGUCGCGGGCCUGCCCGCGCGGCGCCGGCGCGACUUCGACGCGCACGCGGCCGCCGUCGCGGCCGUCGGCGACGGCCGCUUCGUCGGCGACGCCGUCGACGCGCUGCGGCGCCUCGCCGCCGCGUCCGCCGCGCCGCCGGCGCGGAGCUCGCCGCCGCGCCGCGACGCCGCGCGGCGCCGCUGCGACGCGCUCCUCGGCCUCCUCGCGGCCAUGACCAUGUUCCCCGACGCGCAGCGCGCGCUCCUCGACCACGGCGCGACGGCGGACCUCCUCCUCGACCUCUGCCACUACCUCGGCCCCGGCGCGGCGCGCGCGUACGCGUCGCCGGACUCCGUCGCGCGGCCGCGGCGCGCGCCCGCGCCGCCGGCCGCGCGCCGCGUCGCCGCGCUGCUCCGCAACCUGGCCCUCCUCCGCCGCAACAAGGGCCGCAUCCUCGCCCAGGGGCCCCUCGUCGACUUCCUCGUGGCCGCGCUCGCGCGCGUCGACGACGACGCCGCGACCGCCGGCGACGCGGCGACGGCGCUCUGGGCCCUCGUCCACCACAGCGAGAAGGCCCGGGGCCUCCUCCGCGCCUCGGCGGCCGCCACGGCCGCCGUCGCCGACGCGGCCCGCGCGCUCGCGGACGCGGACCUCGACCUCCGCGGCGACGCCGCGGGCCGCGGCGCCGCGGAGCGGUCCGUCGCCGCGCUCCGCGCGAUCCUCGCGGACUAA